Messenger RNA from Thalassophryne amazonica, 3964 nucleotides. RefSeq names its product hemogen (gene hemgn). The transcript has 6 exons. NCBI's taxonomy places the organism in Eukaryota, Metazoa, Chordata, Actinopteri, Batrachoidiformes, Batrachoididae. The coding region runs from base 765 to 1817 and encodes 350 amino acids. The record is from RefSeq and is a predicted model, not a curated record.
UGCAGCGCGAGCGGCAGCUCCGCGCCCGCCAUUAGCCAGCGGAAACCAAGCCGACAAUACACUCUUAGCGUUUCUUUAUUCUCUCUUUUUAUUUUUAAACUAACACCAGCUUUCAUGAGGGAAGAGGAAUAUCGUCGAGUGAACGGGUGAUAUUGCCAGGUUUUAUCGCAGGGGGUUACUGCAUCGUUUUUUUUCUCAGGUCGAAGGAAAAACAUUCGAGAAGGGAAAUUGGGUGAAAAAACAAAGAUGGAGACGGUUGGUUUCUCCCACAGCUUCAAAGACGACAGAGUGACAACAUGGCGACUCCUCCGACACACAUCAUUCUCAGAGAAGCUCAACCAUGCAUAUCAAGGUUCAAUGUGCUGUGAGAAGAUUGAGAACACGCCCCACACUGAGCGACACUUCAUCUCCCAGAUAAGACGGGUAUGUCCCAUCUCACCAUAUCAUACAGUCAACGGAGGAGUCUAAGCUUGUUCACUAUGACAAUUACUGUAACACUGUGCUUUUCCCGCACUAUAUCAUACACAUGCAAAAGAAAAGAAGAUCAAACUAAGUUUGUUCAUGUUUAUUGAUGUAUGCAUGUCAGGAAUUUUGAACUAGAAUCUAAAAAAACAUGCACCUACAGCCAAUUUAGACAUCUGAUAUCUUUUGCUGUUUGCUGCUUAGCUACAGCAAUAUUUAAGAUUCAGUAUCAUGUCUGAUUUGCACAUGCAUGCACGCAUUUCAUGUGCAUGACUUUUGCAUUAUGACGCUUCAACAAGUGCAUGUUUUCCCUCCAUUACUCUACUUGUUCUUUCACAAACUGCCCACACACAACAUUCUGCACGCCUUUUUUUUUUUUUUUGUAUGGGUGCUGUGCCAACUCCUCCGGCUUUGCAAAUAUGAUAAGAGAAAAGCUGCUAAAACUCUCCCAGCGCUACGCUAAUGAAGGCAGAAUGGAGGAGCCAUUGCAAAAAGAGACGGAGGCGCCUGAAAGCCAAAACCCCAAUGAAGAUGAAGGUGGGAUCCACCGCCGAUUACGGGACAGAGACCUUCUCAGGAAGAGAAAAGCUGAAGCAGAAGAGAAGGAGACUAACCAGUGGGUUUUUGGGGUGGAGAGUAUGAGGAAAAGGUCAAGAGCUGUGGGGAAGAGCAGAACAAGAGGGAGGCCCCGGAAGGCCAAGUUUGUGCCGGAGAGUUCUUUCAGUCAGGAAGAACCAACACCGUUUCAAGAAGCUGUUGUUGUAGAGGUGCUGCCAGAACCUGCAGAGGUCAUCCCAGCUCAAAUGUCAGGAUCUGCUUUUGGGUCUGACACACUCACAUCACAACCAGCGCCUGCCUUGGCUCUUGAUGAACCUGUGCUUCCAUCCGUCCAAAGUCCUGUUCUCACUGCUACUCUAACAUCUCAGGCCCCACCUACCCUGGCUCCAGUGCCAGUUUCAGCCUUAGUUCUCGUUCCGUCUCCCGACAAAGCUGUAGAUACGAUCCCAACUCCAAGCCAAGAGUCAAUAACAGCUCCAGCUCUGGACACUGUUCCAGUCCAAACACUAUCCCAACCUCUUGUUCCAGAAGAACAUCCUGAUCCUUCUUCAGUUCCUUCCAGUGAUGAGACAACUUACAAAGAGUUGCAAAGCAGGAAGCUCCUCGACCAGGUUCUGAUUGAAGAUUUGGGCUCAGAUGAGCAAGAAGAUAUCUGUUCUUCUCAAGAUAAAGGAGCUGAUGAAGAUUUAAGCGAAAAACCACAGAUCGACGUGCCUGAGCAGAAUAAGAUGUUCUCACUUCCAACUUUAUCCUCUCUGGCUCCCCAACAUGAAUAUCUCCCAGGAAAUGGAUUCUAAUUUUUGAAAGUACACUUUUCAGAUCCUGCCUGUAGUUGAAAAGCUGUAUGACGUUCUUUUUGAUAACACUUUAGAACAUGUGUUCUUGUGCAUGCUGUUGAGUUAACAGAACAAACACGCUGGGCAUUGUCAGUACUGUGCAAAAAUCUUAGGCACAAUAAUAUGAAAAACUGCAGUAAUAAUAAUGAUAUGCACAUAAAUGUCAAAUAAGUUACAACACAGGGUGCUAAACAUUAAAAACUAAACAAAAUAAUGUUUACCUUUAAAGUAACAGUGUGUAGGAUUUACUGCCAUCUAGUGGUGAGGUUGCAGAGUGCCUUAUGGCAUCGGCUGCUUGAGUAAGGGAGCAACCACAGAUUCUUAUUUUUUAUUCAGUCUUCCAGCCAUAUUGCAAAAAGCAAAAGACAGCAUAAGAAUGUCCCCUCUGGGCUACCUUAUCAACAUGGUGGAGCAACAUGGCAGCCUAAGUGAGGAGGUCUGUUUCCAUGUAAACAUGAAAGUUCAUUCUAAGCUCAUGAAAACACAUCGAUUCAUUGUUACAGGUAAUUAUUCACAAAUGAUUAGCUGGUUAUGAAUGUUCAUUUCUGCCAAUAAACACCCUUAAAUCCUACACACUGUCACUUUAAAGCUGUAUUCCAAUUGGUGAACUCUGUUACAUUUUACAGAAACAUAGUAAUUAUUUCUUAAGCCCCUUUCACACCGGGCCUGCUUCAUGUUGCGUAUGCUGCGUCUCUAAUGACGCAGGAAUGUCUGCGUCAGUUGCGCGUCGCGCAGUGGGGGAGCUUGAGGAGGUGAGAGCACCAAGGAGCUGCAGCCAGACUGUAAAAUGAGCAGGUCUGCACUCUGAUUUCUAUGCUAGUUUAUAUAUUCUCAUAUUUUUUCCAUGUCCAUCCGUGAGUGGAAAUGGAUAUGUCCUCCGUGAGGAAUUUUAUACUGGAUGUGGACAUGUCCUGUCACUGGCAAUCAGUUUGUGAGCAGGACUUAAUGGACUUUAUUUAACACAAUCGUGAGAGAACUUGAGGAGGGGAGUGAGAGGAGCUGCAGCCAGGCUGGAAUGAGCAUUUUUUUUUCUUUUAAUUGUUCACAUGUGCUCUUUGAGUGGUAUAGUUUUACUGCAUUGUGUACAUGGUAUAAAAAUUUUGACAACAAUCCUGCCUGAUUUAUAGGUCGGCAACAAUGGGGCACAGCAGGAAUCAUAAAUUGGCGUUGGGUAACGUUAUAUUGUGUGGGUGUGGCAUCCAGUCACGUUAAGCACAGUUAAGUUGCCUCAACUUGCGAGAAAACUACUUCCUUCUGCGUCCUGUGCUCAAUGCUGAAAAAAAUUAAACGUUUAAUUUUUUGCGUCCGUUUCGCAUCGCCGUUUGCGUCCCUCAUGGUAUUGUGGCGUUAGGUUGCAUCAACUUGACAACAUCGUGACGCCGCAUGAUGCAACUCGAAGCAGGCCUGGUGUGAAAGGGGCUUUAUCUGUUGAUUGUUAUCCCUGGUUUACUGUCUUAAUGAAAUCAUGCUGGACUUUUUUAAAAAUUGUGUUUAUUCAUCUUUGAAUAACUGAGUUUUACUCGUACAGAUAUGGAUAACGCAAAUAACAUUUUGUAGUUUAACAAAUUGGACAAGACGGAGGAAUAGGAAGGACAAAGGUCAAUACACAGAAGAAGGGAGGGUCACCAUUUAGAAUUCAGUAUGUGAUGAUUGAUUGAUUUAUUCAUUCAUUCAUUUUCUAUUCCACACAGUCCAAUCAAGGGUCUGCGGGGCUGGCCAUGAAGGAGUGUCAUUUUCUCAAAUUUAUCAAGAGAUGCUUGACUAAAUUUGAUGUCUAUUUGUUUGUUUGUAUGGGUUUUUUUUUUUUGUAGUGAAAUAUUAAGAAAAACUGCUGAAAACCAGAUUGAUACAAAAACACAAACGUGCCUAAAACUUUUGCACUGUUCUACACAUUAAAAAUGAUCAAUUCUUAAUAAAACUGGAAAUGUAUUUUUUUAUUUUAACAAAGUACAUGGCUUAAUUUUAUUUUUUUUUAUUUUUUUUUAUUUUGCUUUGAGUGUACAACGCUUUUGGCUGCUUCUAUUUAAAAGAGAAUGAUAUAAUACACUUUGUAAUUGUGGUUUUAUUUUAUCUAAUUCUAGAAAAGGUAACAAAUAAAGGUUUAUCAU